Messenger RNA from Wasmannia auropunctata (little fire ant), 1241 nucleotides. RefSeq names its product 1-acyl-sn-glycerol-3-phosphate acyltransferase gamma-like. Gene Ontology annotation, molecular function: 1-acylglycerol-3-phosphate O-acyltransferase activity. The transcript is spliced from 5 exons. Gene Ontology annotation, cellular component: endomembrane system. Lineage: Eukaryota; Metazoa; Arthropoda; Insecta; Hymenoptera; Formicidae. The coding region runs from base 336 to 1226 and encodes 296 amino acids. The record is from RefSeq and is a predicted model, not a curated record.
CGUGGACGAGGACCGGCUGACUCGCUCGGCCGCAUCUGGCCGCAUCAUCGCUCGUGUUCGCGCGCGCACAGCAUGGAGGUGUCCUGAUUCCCUCGAUGAGGCACGGAGUACGGAGCAACGACGUUGAGGCACGCACAAAAGUGCACCGUCAACUCACUGUUAGUGAACUUUGGAACUUCGCACUUUGAUCGCAUCCGUAUUCAACACCUGGCACAUGCACGGCUCUUUUAUCCGCACGCACGCUUCCUCUUGUCAGGAACGCUGAAUUCAGGGAAAGAAACCAAACAUUUAUGUUUUCUAUGAAGCAUAUGAUCUAAUUCUUUUUGCUUAUCACCAUGGGAGUGCUUGCCUUCGUGAAGCAAUGGUUGGUGAUACACCUAUUGUUUGCCAUCACAUUUUUUACAUCCGGCUUGAUAAUAAAUUUCUUCCAAUGCAUUUUAUACUUUGGACUGAGGCCCUUUUCCAAGUACCUCUAUCGCAAGAUCAACUAUUAUCUCUGUUACUCCUUCUACUGUCAAUUAGUAUUUAUGGCAGAAUGGUGGGCAGGAGCGGACCUGGUAUUGUACAUAGAUAAGAAGGACUUUGAUAAAUAUUUCGGUAAUGAGCACGGUUACCUUUUAAUGAAUCACAGUUACGAAACCGAUUGGUUGAUAGGUUGGCUGCUAUGUGAUCGUGUGAGAUUGCUAGGUAAUUGCAAAGCUUAUGCUAAGAAGUCAAUACAGUAUAUUCCUACACUGGGAUGGGCGUGGAAAUUCGCUGAGAGUAUCUUCCUCGAGAGGAGUUGGGAGAAAGACAAGGAGAACAUUAAAAGUCAAAUCAAGGAGCUUGUCGAAUAUCCUGAUACAAUGUGGCUGCUGCUCUAUCCCGAGGGUACGCGCUUCACGCCGAAAAAACUAGAAGCUAGUCAGAAAUUUGCUAUCGAAAAGGGUCUGCCAGUAUUAAAAUAUCAUUUAACGCCACGCACAAAAGGUUUUACCGCCAGCAUUCCACAUAUGAGAGGCAAAGCAACGGCUAUUUAUGAUAUUCAAAUAGCGUUCAAGCCAUCUGAUCCCGUAAAGCCAACCAUGAGGAAUCUUCUCUUGGGGAAACGGCUACAGGGACAUAUGUAUGCUAAAAGAAUUCCUAUUGAGGAAGUGCCGGAGGGAGACGAAGCUGCUGCUGAAUGGCUGCAGAAGCUCUAUCAGCAAAAGGUAGUAUCAUUAAGUUUGCAUAUUUCUUUGAUUUAAGUAGAAAAUUGUACU